GAUUACCUUGUCAUAUUUGUAUAUUGUAUUUGCAUAGAAAUAUUGUGUGUGAAAGAAUGCAGUGAGAGAUAGAUACAUUCUGUCAGAAACGAAGAUAUACUUUACGUUUGUUUCCGUCUUGCCCGCCUUGAACAGAGCCACAAGCAUUCCAUCUAGAGUUCCAGAGAAAACAUCCAUCGGCAAACUCAUCUCAAGAUGUCCCGACCAUGCAACCAAUCACGGCACACUCCAUCUCGCUGACCCCGUAUCUUAUCCUAUUACCUCGGUUUAAUUCUCCCCAAGCCAUCGAACCAAUACUAAUAUCACGUCCUCCCCAAAAUCCGGGGAAAUGUCCCCUUCUUCUUUCUCCCUCCCCAACAUCGGAACUGCCAAUAUCACAGCCAUCAUCGCCACAUCUUCCCUCUACGCUUACUUGAUCGCACUACAUCAACACCAGCAGAAAACAUUGUUAGCCGACCAGGAACGUGAGCAAGAACGCGUACGGCUAUCUCAAUCGCAAUCGCAAUCGCAAUCUCAGAGACAGAAAAGCCAAACACAACCUCCAAGUUCACGAGGAGGACACGCCGAAUCGCAAAGUUCGAGUGGAAGUAGAACACGAAGAUAUUCUGAGAGUCAAUCGCAGAUUGGAAAUCGAGACCAGAGACAAUACAACAGUUCCACUCCCCAGCCCAAUUCAAAUACACGCACAACCACAUACCGACCCCCCCCUUUCGCCAAAAUGUCCAAAACCUUUUCUCCUUCCGAGGUUGCCGCUCACAAAGAUGCUGAAAAUGGCAUGUACUUAAUUAUCGAUGAGAAUGUGUAUGAUGUUACCAAUUUCCUUGAAGAACAUCCAGGCGGUGCGAAGAUUCUCAAACGUGUUGCGGGCAAAGAUGCUUCGAAACAGUUUUGGAAAUAUCAUAAUGAGAAUGUGUUGAAGAAAUAUGGGGAGAAAUUGAAGAUUGGAGCGGUGGGCGAGAAGGCUAAGUUAUAGAUUGAUAAAUUUUUGAGAUGGUUGAGAAGAUGACUGGAUUGGAGUUUGGGUAUUGGAAGUUUGGGCAAGGGCAAAGGGGGUGGGGAGUGCAAGCAGAAUGUUGUGGAGGAAGUAGAUAUCGGAUGAUUAUAUACAUGCAUGCCCAUGAGAUGAGAUGAGAUGAGAUGAGAUGAAUUGGGAUAAUAGAAGGUAACAAGAGAUGAGAAGAGAAGAUAUACGCAUACCUGGUAUACAUACAUCAGAUGUGUAUUGUAGAAAGAAUGAGUUCAAUAGACA
Botrytis cinerea B05.10 is the source of this 1249-nucleotide messenger RNA. RefSeq lists its product as hypothetical. Gene Ontology annotation, cellular component: membrane; intracellular membrane-bounded organelle. Gene Ontology annotation, molecular function: heme binding. The coding region runs from base 329 to 973 and encodes 214 amino acids. The transcript has 2 exons. Lineage: Eukaryota; Fungi; Ascomycota; Leotiomycetes; Helotiales; Sclerotiniaceae. The record is from RefSeq and is a predicted model, not a curated record.